UGACACUGCCAUGUAAAGGCACCUAUACGCUACGUUUUUAUUAUCAUAUAUCUACUUGUUUGUAUCGUUAAAAAAAUAUGUCAAGAUUAAUUUACAUCAUUCUUUUAACAUUUUUCGCCAGCAGCUUGUGCGAAGAACAAUUCUGCUCGGCGGACAAUACUAAGUUCUGUAAAAAGAACGAGAUUGAUCACCAAAAAUUAUCAUAUACAAAAGCAACGAAUGAGGGAUAUCAAAAAUAUCUAACAGUGAUUCAAGAUGCAGAACGAGACUAUAAAGAAUGUAAUAAUACAAAGAACUCAUGCUUUAGAGAUGUCAUCAUACACGACUUGAGCCCUUUUAAAAAGGGCAUAAGUGAAGAAAUGAUAGUUGCUGCAAAAAUCAGGGGUACAUUUUAUCAAAUAAUUGGAGGAAAAUUGUAUAGAGAAAAAGACUGUAUGUUUCCAACCAGAUGUGCUGGAAUAGAACAUUUUCUAUUAAAAGUAAUUGAUAAUUUAUCAGAUAUGGAUUUAAUAAUAAAUAUCAGAGAUUAUCCCCAAUCCAGUGAAUAUUUUGGUAAUGCAAUGCCUAUUUUUUCGUUUAGUAAGACAUCGCAAUAUUAUGAUAUUAUGUAUCCAGCAUGGGCAUUUUGGGAAGGUGGUCCAGCUAUCUCAUUAUAUCCUCGUGGUCUUGGCAGAUGGGAUCGACAUCGUAAACUCUUAAAUAAGGCAAGCUCAGAGAUACCAUGGGAAAAAAAAGAAAAUAAAGGAUUCUUUCGUGGUUCUAGAACAAGUUUGGAACGUGAUAACUUGGUUUUAUUAAGCCGUAAUAAAUCUCAUUUGGUGGAUGCUCAAUAUACUAAAAAUCAGGCAUGGAAAUCUAACGAGGAUACUUUGCAUGCAGCACCAGUGUCAGAAGUGUCUUUGGAGUCACAUUGUACAUAUAAAUACUUGUUUAAUUAUCGAGGUGUGGCAGCUUCAUUUAGACAUAAACAUCUGUUUUUAUGCCGUUCGUUAGUUUUUCAUGUGGGUGACGAAUGGACUGAAUUUUACUAUUAUGCCAUGAAACCUUGGAUUCAUUAUAUACCUGUUUCUAAAAAUGUAGAUCAAAAAGAAUUAGAAAAUUUGAUUGAAUUUGCAAAGAAUAAUGAUGAUUUAGCGAAAAAGAUUGCAUAUCGCGGUAGAGAUUUUAUAUGGAAUAAUUUACGAAUGUCGGACGUUAUAUAUUUUUGGAAACAGCUUCUUAAAAGUUAUGGUAAGCUUUUAACAUAUAAGCCAGUAUUAAAGAAAAAUCUCGUACAAAUCGAAAAAAAAUAAUAAAUACACUUAGGGUUAUUUUGUAUAACCAAUAGUUUUUUUUAAUAAGUCAGCGUAUUAUAAACAAAGAGUAUAAAUUUUUUAAUGCUGAAUACAAUAUCUAAUUAAAAACAUGUAUACAAUAGUUAAAAUAAACAUACAUAUUUAUUAAUGCUCUAUUUGUAUGAUAAUGAAAAAUAUAAUACAAUAGAGAUUUUAUUCAGGGCACAACACAAUGGGGUGGCAAGUUUCAAUGUGAAUCAUUAACACCCUGAAGUAGAAUAAUAAUAUAAAGAAAAACCUUGUACAUGCAUAUAAUUAAAUUCAGAUAUCGUGUAGUUGAUACCAUGUUAUUAAGCAAUAUAUAUAACUAAUAAUUUAAUUAAUUUAAAACAAAUGCAAAUUGUUUUCUUUUUAUCUCUCUUUACAGAGAUUCUUUUAUUCAACAAAUAAAAGGAUAAAAAGUACAAGGUUUUUCUUGCUUCUUUAAUCUGUUAAUAUAAUAUACUUAAAGGCUAAGAGUAAUUCUUAACAAUUAAGUACUGGUCAAAAUACUUACAAUAUUAUUACUAAGACACUUUCAAAUGUAAGAAAAUAUAUAAUACAAGUAUAUUAACAUCUGUUUUAAACAUCUGUUAACACUGGUUACAGUUUUUGACAUAUAUCUCCUUCUCUUGGACUAUCUUUUUUUCUCUAUUAGAGAAGAGAGAGAGAUAACAUUAUAUGUUUCGCAAAACAUAGUUUAAAGUGCACUUUCAUUUUGCAAGAUUGAGAAUUUAACGCUUUAUACAUAAAAACUUUAUAUAUAUAAAUUCUCACACACAGAGCACCAUUAAUGUCAGAGAAAUCCAUCUAACACAAUUUGCAUUAAUUAUUUAUAAUACCAGCUCUAUAAUACAUACAUACAUUUAUAUAUAAUUGCAUAUAAAACCAUAAGAUAAAGCUAUUAUUGGGAGAAACCAUGAUGGAAGCAUUAUAUGAAAACAGGUGUUCUCUUCAAACCUACACAGUGUUGCCUAAUUGACAUUGCUGAUAUAUAGGUAACCAGAUACUUGGUUUGAGCCAACAUUUAAAAAAAAGCUGCAUUUGGACAGAUGAGACAGAUCUGACAUUUACAUAUCUUCUCUCUAAUGUAUAAAUUACAAAAAUAUUUCUAAGGCACAUAAGAUAACAAUUACCCUAGCAUAAUUGUAACAUAAUGUAGUUGACAUGAGUACUAUGGAUAUUCAUAUACGUAUAAAUAUGGAUAGAGCACGCAAAUGAUUAGACAUUGGAUAAAAUAGAUUAGACGUUGAAAAAAUAAUAUGUAUACAAAAUAUAACUGAGAUGUGUGUGUGCUAUACGCAGCUCUAUACAGAAAAUAUAUUUUAGAAUACAAAUAAAAAUAGAAAAAUCUAUAAUACCCAUGCAACACUUUUUAAUCAACAAAUUCGAUAGUAUUGUCAGUCAGGACUCUGAUCAUUACUUUUUAUUAUUAAUUGUCAUGCUCUCGCAAAAUAUCGUAUAUAUUCUUUAUACAUCACGUGAUCUAAUGGAACUGUCGAGUCCCAAGAAACCCGUAAACAUUCAAAGUCUUUGCAAAUGGUGGAUACACGAAUAAAUAGGCAGUGUAGAAUGUCCUGUGCUACAUAUUACUGCGUAUUAAAACAUUAUUCGAAGAUGGAAUAUAAUAUAUAUUCGCGCGUAUACAUAUUUUGCACUGGCAAUUUAUAAGACGUGUGUGUGCAAAUUAAAAUACGCGCUAUACACAGCUGCGCGAAUCAUUUUCAAUCAAUGCGCUUGCGCAGCCACGCGCAUGUGCAGUUCAACGGUUUAGCUGGCGAUGACAUUGCUCGUAAUUUUCUAGCUAUCUACUUAAUAUUUUAAUUAUCGAGAGCGAGGGGAGCGCAAGUUUCUAAAUCGUCGCAUUAAUAACGAUUCCGACCGCGUCAUUAGCACGGCAGAUACAUUUUUCGGAGCAGCACUCGUGUAUCUUCGCUAAAAAAAAAAAAA
Formica exsecta is the source of this 3263-nucleotide messenger RNA. Its product is annotated as O-glucosyltransferase rumi homolog. Gene Ontology annotation, molecular function: UDP-xylosyltransferase activity; UDP-glucosyltransferase activity. The transcript is spliced from 6 exons. Lineage: Eukaryota; Metazoa; Arthropoda; Insecta; Hymenoptera; Formicidae. Gene Ontology annotation, biological process: positive regulation of Notch signaling pathway; protein O-linked glycosylation. The record is from RefSeq and is a predicted model, not a curated record. Bases 78 to 1292 code for a protein of 404 amino acids. Gene Ontology annotation, cellular component: endomembrane system.